Molecule: messenger RNA, 1707 nt
Organism: Schizosaccharomyces osmophilus
Lineage: Eukaryota; Fungi; Ascomycota; Schizosaccharomycetes; Schizosaccharomycetales; Schizosaccharomycetaceae
Gene: put4
Product: plasma membrane proline transmembrane transporter Put4
Exons: 1
Coding region: 1-1707 (568 amino acids)
Biological process (GO): amino acid transmembrane transport
Cellular component (GO): membrane
Molecular function (GO): amino acid transmembrane transporter activity
Source: RefSeq, a predicted model, not a curated record
AUGUUUUCAAGAAAAAGUGGAUUCUCUUCUUUCUACAUACCUCCCCUCUCCUUGUUCAAAAUGACUGAAAAAGACUCUGAAAAAGGAAGUGUGAAGCCCGAUUAUGAGGAGCCCAUUCGGGCGGAAGUGCUUCCCGUUUCCAAUAUAAAAUUCGGUGAAACAAAAAGAGCUUUAAAAUCUAGACAUGUACAAUUAAUUGCUCUUGGUGGUUGUAUCGGUACGGGUCUUUUCGUUGGAUCAGGACAAUCGUUGGCUCAGUCAGGGCCGGCUUCUUUAUUUCUUGCAUACAUUGUUAUGUCUUUUGUCAUUUGGUGUGUUAUGAACGUCUUGGGUGAAAUGAACACUUAUCUUCCUAUUGCCGGUGCUUCUCCUCCCCUCUAUAUCGACCGCUUUGUCGAUAAAUCUUUGGCUUUUGCUACUGGUUGGAAUUACUGGUAUGCUUAUGUGUUUCUCAUGGCUUCUGAAGUUACUGCUGCUGCAAUUAUCAUUGAAUAUUGGACCGAAUCCGUUCCGGCCGCCGCUUGGAUUGCCAUUGUCCUUUUUCUCUUGACCCUCCUCAAUUCAUUUCUCGUCAAAUGGUAUGGUGAAACUGAAUUCUGGCUUGCAAUCGUUAAAGUCGUCACCAUCGUCGGCUUGAUUGUCCUUAGUAUUGCCAUCUUUUUUGGUGGUACUCCAAAACACGAUCGUUUAGGGUUUCGAUACUGGAAACACGGUUUGGCUUUCCGUGAAUAUCUAGUCACCGGUGGCCCUGGCCGUCUUUGUGGUUUUUGGAUGGCUGUUGUUAAAAGUGGUUUCUCUUUUGUUCUUUCUCCAGAACUAAUUACUAUUGCUUCCGGUGAAACUGAAGCUCCUCGUCGAAAUAUCCCAAAAGCUACAAGUAGAUUCAUCUACCGUUUGGCUUUCUUUUACAUUUUGGGUACCUUAGCCAUCGGUGUCAUCGUUUCUAGCAAAGACCCUCAAAUGUUGAGCGCUGUCUCUAAAGGCUCUAGCAAUGCCGGCGCUUCUCCUUUUGUUAUUGGUAUUCAAAAUGCUGGAAUCCCCAUUUUGAACCACAUCAUCAAUGCUGUCAUUUUAACUUCUUCGAUCUCUUCCGGUAAUUCCUUUUUGUUUGCUGGUUCCCGUUCCUUGUAUUCCCUUGCUGUUGAAGGACAAGCCCCCAAAAUUUUCAAGCGCUGCAAUCGAUGGGGCGUUCCUUAUGUCGCUGUUUUGUUCACCAUCCUCAUUGCUUGUCUUUCCUUCUUGAAUGCCUCCUCCUCAUCCGCCAUGGUCUUUACCUGGUUCACCAAUCUCUCUACUAUUUCUGGCUUCAUCGCUUGGAUUUGCAUCCUCAUCACAUAUCUGCGUUUCAGAAAGGCGAUGAUCAAGGAAAAUAUGUUAAAUCUGAUGCCCUUCCGAGCUCCCUUCCAACCCUAUGCUGCCUACAUCACCCUUUUCGUUGUUUCGCUAAUUACAAUCACCAAUGGUUUUACCGUUUUUGUUGGCCAUGAUUUCACCGCCUCCGGUUUCAUUGCUGCUUACAUUACCUUGCCCAUUUUCUUGGCCUUGUACUUGGGUCAUAAACUUUUUACGAAGAACUGGAAAUGGUUCAAGAGGGUCGAUGAAUUGGAUAUUACUAGUGGCUUGGCUGAAGCAGAAGAGGUUGAAAGUAGAUACAUUCUGCCAAAACCGAAAAACUUUCUUGAUAAAAUAUGGAUGUGGAUUUUUUAA